Messenger RNA from Oxyura jamaicensis (ruddy duck), 1179 nucleotides. It is a transcript of the gene DCPS, whose product is annotated as decapping enzyme, scavenger. Gene Ontology annotation, cellular component: nucleus; P-body. NCBI's taxonomy places the organism in Eukaryota, Metazoa, Chordata, Aves, Anseriformes, Anatidae. Gene Ontology annotation, biological process: deadenylation-dependent decapping of nuclear-transcribed mRNA. The transcript has 6 exons. The record is from RefSeq and is a predicted model, not a curated record. Bases 16 to 993 code for a protein of 325 amino acids. Gene Ontology annotation, molecular function: RNA 7-methylguanosine cap binding; hydrolase activity.
AUCUCGGCGGCGGCCAUGGCGGAGGGCCCAGAGCCGAAGCGGCGGCGGGCGGAGGCCGGGGCCGGGGCCGGGGCCGAGGCGGGCGCGGAGCCGGGCCCCGGCGCCCCGUUCCCGCUGGGCUCCGUGCGGCUGCGGCGGCUGCUGCGCGACUCGGCGCGGGAGAAGGCGGCCUUCGUGCACGGCCAGGUGACCGGCCCCUCGGGAGAGGACACGGAUGCUGUGCUGAUCCUGGAGAAGACUCCCUUCCAGGAGGAGAAGAUCGAGGAGCUGCUGAAGAAGCACACCAAGCUGGAGCUGCAGAUGUCCAACGACAUCUACAGCACGUACCGCCUCUACCCGCCCCCCGAGCUGAGCGAGAUAAAAACCACAGUGGUGUACCCCGCCACUGAGAAACACCUUCAGAAAUAUCUCCGCCAAGAAGUGCACCUCAUCCGUGAAAGCUGGGAGGAUUACAAGAACAUAACGCUGCCCUUCAUCCAGUCCCAGAGCUUCAGCAUCCAGUGGGUGUAUAACAUCCUGGAGAAGAAGGCUGAGGCUGAUCGGAUCAUCCAUGAAAACCAAGAUCCCCGCAACGGCUUUGUUCUAGUUCCAGAUUUUAAGUGGAAUCAAAACCAGCUGGACGACCUCUACUUGAUCGCCCUCAUUCAGCGCCGGGAUGUGAAGUCUCUUCGGGACCUCACAGGGGAGCACCUGCCUCUGCUGAAGAACAUCCUGCAGGAAGGCAAGGAAGCCAUAGCAAAGCGCUUUGGUGUGCCUGGAUCCCAGCUGCGAAUCUACCUGCAUUACCAGCCCUCCUACUACCACCUGCACGUGCAUUUCACUGCCCUGGGCUAUGACGCCCCGGGCAGCUCCGUGGAGAGAGCCCAUCUCCUGGCAGACGUGAUCGACAACCUGGUGCUGGACUCGGCGUACUACCAGAAACGGGCCCUGACCUUUGCCCUGCGGGCUGAUGAACCUCUGCUUAAGAAAUUCCAAGAAGCAGGAAGAGUGUGAACUGGCAGAGCCAAUGCGGAGUUGCUUUUGUAUCUUUUUAUCCCAAUAAAUGUGUUGUGUCUUUUUUUUUUAAAGGGUUUUGUUGCUUUCUUUUUAUACUUGGGUUUUGUACAAAUUGGGGCCGACAGCCCAUUGCUAUGGAAACUGUUCCUUCUGCUUAUGUCAAUUAAAACCUUGAUUGAGUAA